AAACUGAGAGAGAGAGGAGAGGAGAAUGGCUCUGAGCACUGAGCAAGCUCUGGCACUGCUACUGAUCUUAAACAGCACUCACCUCACAACAGCAGAUUGCUCUGCACCAGACCAUGUUGCUGUCUCUGGCUCAGCUGGGGGGAGAGCAGUGCUGCCCUGUUCUUACACCCCCACCCCUGGGCAGCAUGUAGCAGUCAGAUGGUAUGCAUAUCCAGAUCAGGGAAAAUCUGUUCGAUUAAUCCACUCAGAGACCCCCUCAGCACCCCUCCCUGCGCAGUGGAGCGGCCGAGUGAAGCUGUCUGAUGAAGGCUCCUCUGGAAACGCUUCUCUGCUAAUCUCUGAGCUCAGAAUGGAGGACUCUCGGGAUUACAUGUGUACAGUGCAGAUCAAUAGGAGAUGUGUCACUAACAGGACUGUUAAACUGACAGUUCAAGAACCUCGAAACAACGACAACAACCCAGAAACCCAGCCCACGCCCGACCCAGGAGGGGAAUGCAGCAGCACAGAGGAGAUCGUACUGCAUGAAAACGCUUUGAUAACUGGAUUCUGAUUGGAUCCCUGUACCUGUAUUUACUAAGUGUUGGGGGUUAAGCGGAAGUUUUGUUAUUCCUGUGUGUUGCUGCUGCUGCUUCCCUAUGCCAGUAGAGUCCAUUGUGAAAGAGUAUUGCUGUUGUUGUAACCCUCUGCAUCAUGCCUG
Molecule: messenger RNA, 697 nt
Organism: Polyodon spathula (Mississippi paddlefish)
Lineage: Eukaryota; Metazoa; Chordata; Actinopteri; Acipenseriformes; Polyodontidae
Product: CD276 antigen homolog
Exons: 3
Coding region: 26-550 (174 amino acids)
Biological process (GO): immune response; T cell costimulation; positive regulation of T cell proliferation
Cellular component (GO): external side of plasma membrane
Source: RefSeq, a predicted model, not a curated record